AUGACUUUGUUUGCCGGAGUCUGUAUUGUUCCUGACGAUGGAUGACAGUGCAAGCACAAGAAAAUCAGUGUGAGUACGAAGCAGUUCAGGGACUUUGUAUUUGAGUAAAAACUUGGACAGCAGUGUUGGUCUCAGGUCUGGAUUCAGUCUUCAGCUCGUGCUCGGGUCGGUGCGUCGUGCUGCAGCUGCGGCCAUCAUAUGGAAGCAGCAGCGUGCACGUGAAAUGACAGUGUGGGAAACUUCUCCUAAAGUGCCAUGUAGCACACCAACACAACUCGGAGCGUCUUUUAGGUGAAGGGAGAACUUUCUCUGUUACGGCAGCACUUCAACGGGACACGAUGCUGAAUAACUCCGAUAAUAACGAACAUCCAGCCGGGGAGAGCAGCGGAGACGAACCGAGCAGAGGGGGCCACUCCGAGCUGGUCAUGUAUCUUACCUGUCUACCGGAGAGAUACCGAAUCGCCAAGUUCACCCUGGCGGCUCACCUGCUCUGCUGGGCCCUUCUCAGAUGGUACCAGAAACUCAGAUGCCAGUCUGCUCCAUUUGAGCCCCAGGCUGCCCUUGAGGACUCCCCCCACACUGCACAAUUAUGCUUGGUGGAGGGCAAUUUGUGUCCUGGCUCACUGGAAUGGUGUGAAAACGGCGGUGGAGAGGCUGACACAUCUGACGACUUUUUUGACUUCCGCUCUUGCCACAGUGACACCCUAUCGGAUUUAAGUCCCGAUGAGGAGGACACUUUGGAUGCCCUACUUGGACAAGAGGACACCUUUGUUGGCCAACAAGCAUCUGGCAACAGCGUCCACAUUAGACAGAGUAAAGCCAGACGGAGAGAGUCCGUGACGGCUAAGGACUCCUGCAGAAAUGCAACAGGGACUUUUUCUGAAAAAUCCACUUGUAGCAGGAGAAAAAGCCCAGAGAGCCAUGCUGACCACGCUACUCCCUCGAAGCACAGCACAAGGGACUUUUGCUCAGUUGAGAUCCGACCCUUUCAAAGAACGGUGGACUUUAACCAAGAACAGUCCCCUUUACAGGAUGUUAGAACUGAAACUCAUGUCAAGGAAACCACAGAGCCAUACAGUUCGCAUGCACAAAGCCAACAAAACACCUUUGACACAAAGGUAAAUAGUACAAAAGACACUCAGGAAGUGAAUGCACUGGCUAAUGUAAGCAAUUCCACCAGAUGUGAUGGAUCAACAGACUCCGAUACAUUUGUGAUACAUAUAGAUCCCACAGGGGACAAGACUGUGGAGUCACAGCAGCAGCAAAGAAAGGAAGUUAAAAGUUUACAGCAAGAACAAACUGAUAAAGAAAUAUGGGACACAGUAGAAGACGGAUUUCAAACGUCGUUUUUGGGAAACACGGCAUUAGGCAGAUGCAUCACUGACAAUGAUGAUCAACAUUACUGGGGAAGAAAUGUGGACCUCCAGGGUGAAACCAAUGAAGACUUUGAGAAAGAGGCUAGAAGAGUGCACAGUGAGGAUAGAAAUGACAUGUGCAAGAGUGCAGGUGCAUGUUUUACUAAAGCAUGUCAGAAAAUAGAGUCUGAUUGUAAGAGCAAUACAUGCAUAACUUGUAAAGAUUUCCCUGAUGUAGACGUACAAACAUUUAACAGCACUUUAGCACCAUCAUGCUGUAAAUCUGAGAAAAGAUACUUCAAAACAGAAACUUCUGAAGCAAGUCCAGACAUCGCAGAGUCAAAAGGUGCACCACAUACCAUGAUGUCUGAGCUUAGGGCCACACUUGAUAUGCAAAUCAGUUCAUUGGCUCACAAGGUGGAUACUUGUCGCUCAACAUCUCAUUGUGAGGAAAGCACAAAUAGACAUUUGACAGACUCUCAGGUUUGCACAUGUGAAACAAAGCCCAAGGAUACGGAAUGGGUUUCACAUGUCUGCUUCCAGACGGAUGAUAUGGGAUGUUUUGGUGCUUCAGCAGAUGGAACUAAACCACCUGGGACUGUUAAUGAAAUCUGUUCUUCAAUCACAUUUUCCAAGGAAACUACAGCCUCUUUUCCAUUGGAUUUCUCUGUAAAGCCAACUGUUGAUCCAAAACUUCCAGUUCCGGUCUUGCUUGUCCCAUCAACAGACUCGAGCAAGAGGGAUCUCACUGAGAUGCAAGUAGAUCAAAAACAAUCUCAGAGCACAAGGUUACAACCACUGCAAGUUCCAGAUCCAGCUCAGGAUGUAAUCCCUAAUCACUUGGAUCAGACUACUGCUGCAAUAGAAAUAUCCACUCACAGGAAACUCAAAAUCUCUUGCUCUGUAGGCAAUGAGUCCCACUCAGUUAAAGUCAAAUCGGACACUGAUAAAGAGUCUGAAGAGUACCUGCCUCAUCAUGCAUCCUCGAAAAAUGUUCUGCUUUCUUCUGCAAACCAAGAUACAGAGAGUAUCUCCCCUGUGGUGUUGAGAAAGUUUGAAAGAGAGAGAAGGAAGCUUGGACCAACCUGCUCUCUUGUCUUGCACAGUAAGAAGCCAGAGGGCGGCCGUGAUUAUCUCGACCAGGAAGAAACUGUUGAAGCAGUAAGCAAAAUUGAUUAUUCAGUUUCACAACUUAGCACAACAGAGCCUCAAAUAGUUCCCAUAGCUUCUGCCAGUGAUAUAGAUGUGCCUUGUGUGCCUGGUGAGAUACGAAUGACAUUGACCUGUCCUGAGUCGACUCUGGACAGCUGCAGAAAAGACAUUGGCCUAGAUGAUGAAGCUCAGAAGGUUGUUUCCUACACAAAUACCAGCACAGUUUCUAGUCAAUUUAAACAGGUUUAUCACAAGCAUAACGGCUCUGAACGUCCCUGUAGCCCUCUAGCCUCUGUGUGUCUAUUCUCAGACUCUAAUAAUAACACUAGGACAAGUUUGAAAGGUGUGGAGAGAGGGGACAACGUUGGAUGUUUCCCAGGGGAAACCCAAGGCACCUAUCAAAGCAAUGGGAAAAUAAUUUGUCCCUUUGUUGGGCCAUCAAAUGUGGAAUCUAGCUUGGAGACCACAGGCAAGCCCCAGAUGUGCCGGUCUUUGCACGACCAAAGACACACCUGGAGCAGUGAGCACAUUUACCUUGAUAACUCCUGCAGUUUAAGCUUUGCUCAAAAAACAGAGAGUAAGAAGAUAGAAAGAGAUGGAAGUCCCAAUUCUUUAGUGUUCACUUCAGAAAGCCCAGGCCUGUUAGCAGAAAUAGAAGAACAUUUUCACUGUUGUGUUGAGAGUUUACCAGACAGAGGAACAAUUGGCUCAUCCCAAACUUUUUUGGACAAUGCACUGGCCGAUGAGUGGAAAGACCACAUACAGGUCAGCUUGCCAGCUCCACAGCAGGAAGUGGGGCUAGUUGGGUACCCAAACCUUGAUGUCAACCACAGCCUGCUUGCGGUCAGUAGUUUAGAUACAAUUCUGGAGGCUGGGCGUUUACUAGAAAACUGCAAAACAGCAGGCACUGAUUUUAAAAAAGUAGCUAAGGAAGACUUUGGGACCAUGGGGCCUACUUAUGAAUUUAUGGAUGAUCUGGACAUUUCUAGUCUCGAGAGUCCACACUGUCAGCAAGACACUUCUGAGUUAGAAUCCAAUUACAACAUUGCAAACCAAGAGCACUGUAGACCUAUGAAUUGUGCCUAUGAUGCUGUGUCUUACACCUCUGCUAGCAGCAGCUGUGAUGACUUGGAGAAUCCUAACUUUGCUCUUUCAGCCAAAAACUCCAGCACUGACAAAAUGAUCAAGAGAAGCAAAACAAAGGGCUACCAGAUGGGAAAACAAAGCUCUAAGUUUUCCGUCUUUUCCAAAAUCCCUUCCUUAAAGAAGGCUAAGGGCGCGAAGGGUUCCAAGAGUGAGGAGGUACCCAAAGAGGUAUCUGAUGGAGGAGGUGAGGGUCUUCUGAUUGAGCAAGACAGUGAGGUUUCUUUUAAAGGUGACAUCCUCUGCCAGCCAGUUAUACAGUUAUCCUCAUUGCAUUGUGAUGCCGAGGAAGAGGACUAUGGCUUUUUUUCUUCUAUCCCGCACACUUGCCAUGUUCGUCACGUCACCAGUGAGGGGAACAGCAUGGGAGAUAAUGGAGUACCAGGUCCUGACAGUCCCCUCUUUGGGCAGGUCCAGUCACCUACUGGGGAGGCUUACAAGAGAAGCAAGAGCAAUGACAAUUUAAACAUCCGCAUGCGCUUUGCACAAGCACAGAAGUCGUUUUCCAGCCUGUUUGAGUCCCGUUCAGUUGACAAGGAGAAUGAGGAACAGGCUACUGUUGGCAUUGAUAUUGAUCCUGGUAAAACAAAACAAUCCUGGAGAAGACUGAAAAAGGCCAAGCAAGCUGAGAUGCUUAAAAGAACUCGUUCAGUGCCAGACGGGGAAUGUAUAAGUAAGGCCUCUGGGAAUGAAUGCAGAGACUUUACAUCCUCUCCACCUCUGCCUAGGCACAGCGGUCAGAGGUCACCUUCCUCUCUCCGAGCACUUUGCCACACUGAUCCGCUCUCAAAGCGUGGAGUUCCUCAAGGGAGUGAAAAGGAAAACUACCAUAGGUCUAAAUCUGAGGGUCAGCAGAGAAAAUGGUCAUUAGGUGCUCAACCUUCCGCAAUUUUUAUGUCUAGUUCACCUCCAGUAUUAAAUAACUCUGAUUCCUCCCUGUCCAGACAAACCAGCCCCUUUUCACCUUUGAGCCCCUGCUCACUUGGUUCCCUUGCUCAUCAGGUUUCACCCCCCCACACCAGGUACCACCCUGCAGCUAGUGAGGGCUACACUGGAAGCCCCCUGAGACCAAUGAGCCCUAAACCUCACAGCCCUAAAUUAGCAGCUCAGCGGAAAAUGUAUUAUUAUCCUCAUCUCGCGAAGUCUAGUUCUUUCUUACCUGUUCUUCUGGGCCAGUCGGUCAGUGUGGAGGGAUUGAAAGACCCCCCUGAGAGACCCAAAACCCUAAAACCCUCAGCUAACUCUCUGGAACUCAGCCUCAACCCCCAGGAUUUGGCCGAAAGCAGAACCGACUGCCAUUCACACGUCAGUCUGUAUGCCAUUGGCUACAUCAACGGAGAAGAGGGAACGCAAAACGGUGGCUAUCCUCCCCGCCAGAUCAGAACAAGAAAGCAGCUGAUGGGGAUGACAGAGGGGAAAGCUUCUAUGGUUCCUGCUUGGUUGAGGAGUGGCCGCUGGGUGGACGUGGACCAUGAUGGAAGUAGCCGACAGCAAAGGAGAAGGUGUUCAGACGACCUCUGGAUUGAAGAGCAAAAGAAAAACAAACGUAAACUGGCCAGAGUUAUCAGAGGGAGCCUGGACCAACUCAACACAAUGUUAUCUCAAGAUAUGGACAAAACUGAUGCUGGAGUUGCUACAGGGCCCACCAAAGCCUUCCGGGGCAUGCCCCUCAAGGCCCAUUGCUUUUCCCAAAGCACCCCCAUUGGUCUUGACUGCCUGGGCUGGAGGAGCCGCUUCUCCUACUCAUCUGUGGUUGUUCCUGAUGGGGCAUCAGAGAAGGCCGGGCUUGGGGAUGAAUUGGGCAGUGAAGAGGACUUGCUGUAUGAAGAGUUUCGUGGAUCUGGACAUCGUUUUGGACACCCGGGAGGAGGAGGGGGAGAACAGUUGGCCAUCAAUGAGCUGAUCAGUGAUGGCAGCGUGGUGUAUGCUGAGGCUCUCUGGGACCAUGUCACCAUGGACGACCAGGAGCUGGGCUUCAAAGCUGGGGAUGUCAUCGAAGUAGUGGAUGCCACGAACAAAGAGUGGUGGUGGGGUCGCAUCAUGGACAGCGAGGGAUGGUUUCCUGCCAGCUUUGUGCGGUUGCGUGUAAACCAGGAUGAGCCUAUGGAGGAGUAUCUGGCCCACCUGGAGGAGGCUCAGACAGGAGAUAAGGACCGGGCAGGGCGGGGCUUGUUGCUGGGACCUGGUUUACCCUGCAAAGAACAAAUGAGGACCAAUGUUAUCAAUGAGAUCAUGAGCACAGAGAGAGACUACAUCAAACAUCUGAAAGACAUCUGUGAGGGUUAUAUCAAACAGUGCCGCAAGAGGACAGACAUGUUCAACGAGGAGCAGCUUCGUACUAUCUUUGGCAAUAUUGAAGAGAUCUACCGAUUCCAGAGAAAGUUUCUGAAAGGUCUGGAGAAAAAGUUCAACAAGGAGCAGCCCCACCUCAGUGAGAUUGGCUGCUGUUUCCUAGAACAUCAAACAGAUUUCCAGAUCUAUUCAGAGUACUGCAACAACCACCCCAAUGCCUGCGUCCAGCUCUCCAAGCUUAUGAAGGUCAACAAGUAUGUGUUUUUCUUUGAGGCCUGCCGACUGCUCCAAAAGAUGAUAGACAUUUCCUUAGAUGGCUUCUUGCUCACCCCUGUUCAGAAGAUCUGCAAGUACCCACUACAGCUGGCUGAGCUGCUCAAAUACACCAACCCUCAGCACAGGGACUACAAAGAUGUUGAGGCAGCCUUAAAUGCCAUGAAGAACGUGGCCAGACUUAUCAAUGAGAGAAAACGGCGACUUGAGAACAUCGACAAGAUAGCUCAGUGGCAGAGCUCAAUAGAGGACUGGGAGGGUGAAGAUGUCUUGAGUAGGAGCUCUGAACUUAUCUUUUCUGGGGAGUUGACCAAGUUGUCCCAGCCUCAAGCGAAGAGUCAACAGAGAAUGUUUUUCCUCUUUGACCAUCAGAUGGUUUACUGCAAAAAGGAUCUCUUACGCCGGGACAUGCUGUAUUAUAAGGGUCGGAUGGACAUGGACCACAUGGAGGUUAUAGACGUGGAGGAUGGCAAGGAGAAGUACUUCAACAUCAGUGUGAAGAACGCCCUGAAGCUACGGUCACUAGUCAGUGAUGAGGUCCAUCUUUUGUGUGCCAAAAAGCCCGAGCAGAAACAGCGCUGGCUCCGAGCUUUCACUGACGAAAGGAUGCAAGUCCAACAUGACCGUGAGACAGGCUUUUCUCUCACAGAGGUCCAGAAGAAACAGGCCAUGUUGAAUGCCUGCAAAAGCCAUCCAGCUGGGAAACCCAAAGCGGUGACCAGACCGUACUACGACUUUCUCCUGCGACAGAAGCACCCCUCCCUACCCACUGCUUUACCCCAGCAGCAAGUCUUCAUGCUUGCCGAGCCCAAGCGCAAAACCUCCACUUUCUGGCAUAACAUCGGAAGACUGACACCUUUCAAGAAGUAAAAACAACCCAGAAAGAAGAAGAAAAGCAGCGGAGGGAGGGAACAGAGGAGGAGAAAAAGAGCUUUCUGCUCGUGCCUGAAUUGACCCUUUUGAAUUCUUCCCCUCCUUUCUUUCUUACAUACUCCUAACAUUGCUCUAAUUGUCAUACUGAUUUAUUGUAUAGAUGAAGAAGAUUAGGAUGAGAAGAUUAUUUUUGAAAGCACUUUAUAGGUUGGUUAACAAUCAGAUUAAAUUAUGGUCUCCUGGAGUGAAAAAGGGAGAGUGGACUACUACUUCUACACCUUCAAUCAAGCGCCGAUUGGUAACAUUAACAUUACUACUGUACUGCUGCGAGUGAACGUGGAACAACUGACUGUUUUCAUCCCAAUGAAAAUGGCGGCUGUCUGCAAAACGAUUUCAUUUUUUUCUGUUUUACUUUUUUAUGGUUUGACAGAUGCCAAGUGCUCACAGUGCCCAAGUUUUUGUUUUUAUAUUUGUUUAUUUUAUGUCUACAGUUAAAGAAAUGCUAAAAUAGGGAUUGUAUUUUUUGUGUCUACAUUGAAAAAAUAAGGGCAUAUGGGAUUGAAAUUUACUUUGCUUUACCAUUUGCAAUGAUAUUAUUUCAGUCAAAUUUCUGCUGGAUUGUUGAGUAUUUUGUGACCUCUAUCUACAAAAAUUUUGUUGUGUAUGUCUGGUGCAUUUGUGACAUUGUGCACACUUGAUAAAAGUCAAAAUGCUGCCAAUGCAAUUAUAAUAGAAACUUUAAUUUCAACAAACAGCAGAAAUGUACACACUCCAGCGACACAUUCCUCGAGUCUGAUCCUUGACUCCUCCUUAGAACUACCAUGUCAGUGAGGUAAACAAACAAGCCGUUUCUCUUCUUUUUCCUUUUUUUUAAGUGCCAUUUGAAGUGUGUCAAUGAUGAUUUACAAUGACGUGCAUGGAUGUGAAGAAAAAAACUGUGAAGAAUAUUUUUUUAUCUCUGAAGACCCCUGCUAUAUUUAACUACAUUCAGGAACCAAUGAUUCUGACAGCAUUAAUGACAUUCUUUUAUCUACCUGUGCUUCUGAUAUCAUGUACUCCUGCUCUCUGUAUCCGGUCUUUAUAAUAAUCUCAUUUCAGAUCAAUGCAGCCCAGUGAUAUUGCUCUGUAAGUGCAUUUAGUGAAAUGUACUCCUUUCACUUUUAUGUUCAAGUGUUUUCGCUUCUGAUAUGGAAUAUUAAACACUCCUAAG
Messenger RNA from Cheilinus undulatus (humphead wrasse), 8298 nucleotides. It is a transcript of the gene arhgef4, whose product is annotated as Rho guanine nucleotide exchange factor (GEF) 4. The transcript is spliced from 15 exons. Lineage: Eukaryota; Metazoa; Chordata; Actinopteri; Labriformes; Labridae. Bases 339 to 7085 code for a protein of 2248 amino acids. The record is from RefSeq and is a predicted model, not a curated record. Gene Ontology annotation, biological process: intracellular signal transduction. Gene Ontology annotation, molecular function: protein binding; guanyl-nucleotide exchange factor activity.